AUGGCGCUGGCGCUGCCCGUCCCGCCGCCCAGCGUGCGCAAGCGAGUCAAGGUCUACGAACUGCGUGAUAAUGACUGGUUCGAUCGAGGGACGGGCUUCUGCACCGGUCAGAUCGUCAACGAUGAGCCCCGAAUAUACGUCCAGUCGGAGGAUCAACCGGACCGGGUGCUCUUGGAGACGAAAAUCGGCAAGGAUGAAGGUUAUCAGAAACAACAAGACGAUGCCUUAUCAGACGAGGCCAUCGAGUCCUACUCGAACCCGAUUACGCUUCCCCCGCCCGAACUCGGAAAUCUGGCCGAGAUCGAACAGACGGUGCGAGCGGCCAGCGUGACCCAGUCGGGUCGCGACGCGCUGUGCAAGUUCGUCCUGCGGGAGCAGUACAUCGACAAGUUGAUCCCGCUGGUCGAGAUGGCCGAAGAUCUCGAGAGUCUCCCCGACCUUCAUCGCCUGUGCAACAUCAUGAAGUCCCUGAUCCUUCUGAACGACAAUACCAUCAUCGAGCACGUGGUCGACGAUGAUGUGAUCCUGGGUGUGGUGGGCGCGCUCGAAUACGACCCCGAUUUCCCGACGCACAAGGCGAAUCACAGACAAUACCUCUCGGACCGGUCGCGAUUCAAGGAAGUCGUACCCAUGAAAGAUCCGAUCAUUCGGAAGAAGAUUCGGCAUACGUGGCGCCUCCAGUACCUGAAGGACGUCGUUUUGGCCCGCAUCCUCGACGACCCGACUUUCUCGGUCCUCAACUCCCUGAUCUUUUUCAAUCAGGUCGACAUCAUCAAUCACAUUCAAUCCAAUACUUCCUUCCUCAAAGAACUUUUCGCCAUCUUCGAUCCCCGGAAUACGGACCAGCGGCGCAAAGAGGACGCCGUUCUCUUUAUCCACCAAUGCGCCUCGAUCGCAAAGAACUUGCAGGCGCCUGCCCGCGCCGCCCUCUUUUCCAACUUCAUCAGCCACGGCCUGUUUGCCGUGAUCGCAUUCGCGGUGAAACACCCCAAGCCGGCCAUGCGCACGACCGGCGUCGACAUCCUGGUUGCGCUCUUGGACCACGACCCCAUUAUGAUGCGUGGCUACAUGCUGAAGGCAGUGAACGAGAAGAAGACCCCGCUGACGGACACGCUGAUCGACCUGCUCCACACGGAAGCCGACCUGGGGGUCAAAAACCAGCUUGCCGAUGCCAUCAAAGUUCUCCUCGACCCUCAAAUUCCUAUCCAAGACCCGAUGAACCGGGCGGGAGCGGACUUCCUCUCGAAACUGCGCCCGUCGAACCCUCUUCCCGAUUCUUUUGUACAGAACCACUUUGACGAAUCGGCCAAACGGCUGUUCGCCCCUCUGAAGCAGCUUGAGGGGCGCUCUACCCUUAAUGAUCUCACGUUUCAAGACGUUUCGCUAUACGCUCAUCUUGUUGAUAUCCUUACGUUCUUCGUUCGGCAGCAUCUUUUCCGAUGUCGGAAUUUCAUCCACACCGAAUCUCUUACUCCUCGCGUCGCGCAGCUUCUGAAGGCGCCGCAGAAGCACUUGAAGCUCACUGCUCUCAAGUUCUUCCGGACUUUGAUCAGCCUCCAGGACACCUUUUACAUCGCGCAGCUCACGCAUAAUAACACGUUUGGGUUGAUCCUCGAUAUCGUCUACGAGACGAUGCCGCGGGACAACCUGCUCAACUCGGCCUGCUUGGAGAUGUUCGAGUUUAUCAGGAAGGAGAACAUCAAGGCCAUCAUCACCCACGUCGUCGAGAAGUACCGGGAUAAGCUGAAGGCGAUCACCUAUGUGGACACGUUUGAAAAUCUCAUCCGUCGGUAUGAUCAACUGCAAGGCAAUCGUGCCGAAGCCGAUGCUCCGCUGUACAGCCAGGACGAAAGCACCCCACCGCAGCGGAACCCCGUCAACGGUCGUUGGCAGGGUGUCCGGGAGAUGGAUGCGGCGGAGGAAGAAUAUUUCAACACGUCCGAUGAUGAGGAGGAGUGGCAGCAGGAGAGCCGUGAGGAUGAGUUGGCCAUGCCACAGACCCAGCCUCCGUCGACGGGUGUUAAACCGCUUGUCGACUAUCCCGAUGACGACGACGGUAUUAUGGACGCGAACGCCGAGUCUGCCGUCACCAAGCAGGCAAUGGACCUGCCGGAGCGCGGCGGGGACUCGGAAGCGCCGCUGACUCCUGUCUCGACCACGUCGCUGCCGUCACCGCCGGAGCGAUUGUCGGAGAAGCGUCGCCGUGAAGAGGAGGAGGAUGACGAGCUGGUGAGACUGGCCUCGGGACCGAAACGACGGAGUUCCAACGCCAGUGCCACUGGCUCCAAGUUCUUUCGGGGGAGCCCGAAGGCUGAGCCGGGCAAGAGAGCGACGAGUGAGGAGGGCGACACGAGCAGUGUUUCUACGCCUACUCCCAAGAAGAUUGCGAUCAAUCUGGGUUCGAUGAAGUCGUCAGCGUCUGGGUCUACACCAACCAGCCCUAAAGACGCGACUGGAAGUGAAACUAGUAGUGACGAUACGAAUGGGGAUGGCGGCGGGUAA
Molecule: messenger RNA, 2502 nt
Organism: Rasamsonia emersonii CBS 393.64
Lineage: Eukaryota; Fungi; Ascomycota; Eurotiomycetes; Eurotiales; Trichocomaceae
Product: DUF625 domain protein
Exons: 7
Coding region: 1-2502 (833 amino acids)
Biological process (GO): DNA damage response; protein dephosphorylation
Cellular component (GO): protein phosphatase 4 complex; nucleoplasm
Molecular function (GO): protein phosphatase activator activity
Source: RefSeq, a predicted model, not a curated record